Messenger RNA from Cavenderia fasciculata, 375 nucleotides. RefSeq lists its product as uncharacterized. Bases 1 to 375 code for a protein of 124 amino acids. The record is from RefSeq and is a predicted model, not a curated record. The transcript is spliced from 3 exons. Lineage: Eukaryota; Evosea; Eumycetozoa; Acytosteliales; Cavenderiaceae.
AUGUUAGACAGAACCGGGUGGUUAUUUGAACGAACCAUUGUUGUUCAACAACAGAGAUUAGACCAAAAGGAAAAAAGUGUAACCAUGUCAAGAUUUAAAUGGAUGGGGGGACAUUCAUCAAUGAUGCCCCUUUUGAUGCCACCUAUUAUGUCACUUUGCAUUUGCUUAUUAUUUGCAAUGGGAAAUCAAACCAAUGAUGAAACCAUUGAAACAGUAUCAUCGGUGACCAACUCUACUACCAAUUCAACCACAACAGGAUCGUCAUCCACUUCAAGUUCCUCAUCGUCGUCAAGUUCCCAUGCCAGCACAGGAAUUGUAUUACCAUCUUCAUCAAAUAAUCUUGCGCCAUUAGGAUUUUUACUUUAUGAAACUUGA